AUGCCCGCGUCGGCGUUGGUCGCGUCGGGUUGCGCCGCUUCGGCGGCGCCCCCUCACCGCGCGGGUAUCGCGCGCACUCGUCGGCGUCGCGAGACUUCGGGCCCGUCGUUCACGUCGUCCGCCGCGCGCAUCUCCGUGGCCACGCUCGCGAUACACUGCGUCGUCGUCGCCGCGUCCGAUGGGGGGGAGAGGGACGGCGGGUCGAGGCGGGUGCCGAGGCCCGACCCGGGCAAGAGCUCGUCGCGGACGUGCGUCGGCCCGCCCGACACCGAGACCACCGCGCUCGCCGUCGUCCGGGACACGCCCCUGUCGCCGCUCAUGGGCCGCCUGCGCCAGAAGCACCGCGAGUUCGACUACCCGACAAUCGGACUCAUCACGCUAGAUCAGGAGUGGGACAGGAGCGGCGUCGGCACCGGAGCCGCGGUGUGGGACAGCGCGGAGCUUCUGGCGAGGUACAUGGCGACGUCCGGCGCGGCGCGGGCGUUCAACCCCGACGCCCUGCGAGACGAGACGCAUGGGCACGGGGGAUCGAGCAGCGAAGACCCUUCAGAGACGAGGAUGGAUGCCGACGCCGCCGCGCUCGCGAGGGACUGGUGGGCGGGAGCCGUCGUCGUGGAGCUGGGCGGCGGGCUCGGCCUCGCGUCCAUGGUCGCGGCGCGCAUGGGCGCGACGGUGCUGUGCACGGACGGCGACGACAUGGUGGUGGACAUGUGCGCGCGGAACGUGCGAGCCAACGGGUUGGCGGCUGCUGACUCGAUCGAUCCUUCGAUCGAUUCGUCGACCCGUCGCGGAUCCGUGGAGGUCGCGAGGUUGGCGUGGGGCGACGAGGAGGACGUCGCGGCGGCGGAGGCGUGGGUCGCGGCGGCGCGGGGUAUCGAACCCGGGACGAAAGGAUGCGCAAAGGCGUACCCCGACGUGCUGUUACUCGCGGACGUGGUGUACGGCGAGCACCCUGACGCGUGGCGCGGGUUGGUAAGGACAAUCGCCGCGCUCGCCGGACCCGGCACCGCGGUGCUGCUUUCGCACACGCGGCGCGGGGAUGUGAAAGGGGCGCAACGAAAGUUUUUCGACUGGCUCAAAGACGCGGGGUUCGUCGUGGAGGCGGUGGAGCGGUGGAAGGGAACGCGCGACGGGUUCGCGUCUCUCACGCUUCUGUACAGGGCGUACAGGUACGGCAGCACGACGUUGGGCAGGAGCUACUCCGUCGUCAAGUAA
Micromonas commoda is the source of this 1215-nucleotide messenger RNA. RefSeq lists its product with no specific name. The transcript has a single exon. The coding region runs from base 1 to 1215 and encodes 404 amino acids. The record is from RefSeq and is a predicted model, not a curated record. Lineage: Eukaryota; Viridiplantae; Chlorophyta; Mamiellophyceae; Mamiellales; Mamiellaceae.